Messenger RNA from Nomascus leucogenys (northern white-cheeked gibbon), 2902 nucleotides. It is a transcript of the gene GCSAML, whose product is annotated as germinal center associated signaling and motility like. Bases 379 to 726 code for a protein of 115 amino acids. The record is from RefSeq and is a predicted model, not a curated record. The transcript is spliced from 6 exons. Lineage: Eukaryota; Metazoa; Chordata; Mammalia; Primates; Hylobatidae. Gene Ontology annotation, biological process: regulation of B cell receptor signaling pathway; regulation of lymphocyte migration.
GAUUUACUGCCUCAAGAUGGGUAUGUUGGAAGAUUCCAAUAGUUCUACUGGAUAUGGAGCCAGAAAUUGUGUGGAAUGCCUGGUGUUUCUUUCAGUUCUUCUUGGAUGCCAAUCUGAGAGGAAAGGCCAGAUGAGGACACAGCAAACAGGCAGAUGGCUGUGAGAUGGAAGGGAAGCCUCAUCAGAAACCAACCCUGAGGGUACCUUGAUCUUGGACUUCCAGUCUCCAGAACUGCCUCUGGCAGCUCGUGGUUGGCAGGAGCACGAACCCGUGGUCAGAUGCAACGUCCUGCCUCAUGCAUUUUCCUCUUGGUGCUUUGGUCAGAACUUCAAGUGGAGUGAAACUCAGGAGCUGAGAAACCGAGUCACUGUGAAAAGAUGGGAAAUUACCUCCUGCGAAGACUCAGGCAGGAAAUGACUACAUUUGAAAGAAAACUUCAAGAUCAAGAUAAGAAAAGCCAAGAAGUUUCAUCCACUUCUAAUCAGGAAAACAAGAAUGGCAGUGGUUCUGAAGAAGUGUGCUACACUGUCAUUAAUCACAUCCCCCAUCGGAGAUCCUCCCUGAGCUCCAAUGAUGAUGGCUAUGAGAACAUUGACUCCCUCACAAGGAAAGUGAGACAGUUUAGAGAAAGGUCAGAGACAGAAUAUGCCCUUCUUAGGACUUCUGUUAGUAGGCCUUGUUCCUGCACCCAUGAGCAUGAUUAUGAAGUUGUGCUUCCACACUAAAACCCUCAAGCUGCUUUAUCACCUUCCAGCAAUGAAGACAAUGCAGAAUAGCAGAAUCUGGAGAAGUUCUUCACCCCAGGCAGUGCAUGAAACUUUCCUUUCUGGCUAAAGUCUAGAAAUAUUAUCUUAUUAUAUAUCCUUAGGCAACUCUGAAAUGUGGCAUCUCUGUGGUUUAGGUGAAAUCAUAGAAAUUGACACAAUGACCUAAAAUAUUCUCUGUGUUUUUGCUUGUAAAGUUUGAGGACAUGGAGGUGAUAAAAAAAACUUUCUUAGGACAGUAAUGUAAAAUGAAAAUAAAUUCCUAAUCCCCCUGACUAACUGAAUGGACCCCUUCUGGGCCAAGGAGACCUCAGAUGAACCUGAAAGACUGAAUUCUGGCCAUGAUAGGAAGGGAGAUGAGACACACCUUGUUAUACCCUUUCCCUUUUGGAGUUUAGGCACAAGUGACCAGGAUGAGUCAUAAGACUGAUGAAAUAGACUGAUUGUGGCAGUAAGAGUCCCAAUUCCAACCUGACUCUGGUGUAGAUCACACACUGUCUGAGGGAUUCCAUUUAUGAGACUUUGUCUACAUAACAAAGACCUUGGUUUCCACAACCCCUUUAGUUUAGCUAAAGCAUUCUUUUCUACUGACUUCUUAAGUCUUUAGACAAAGCUUAACUCUUUCAACCAAUUGCCAAUCAGACAAUCUUUGAAUCUACCUAUGACCUGUAAGCUCUCUCCUGCUUCAAGAUCUUGCCUCUUUAAGCUGAACAAAUGUGCACUUUCCAGGUAUUGAUUUAUGUCUUUGCUUGUAACUCCUGUCUCCCUAAAAUGUAUAAAACUAAACGGUGACCUGACCACCUCAGGCACACUUUCUCAGGACCUUCUGAGAGUGUACUCCAGGCCAUGGUAACUAAUAUUGGCUCAGAAUCAACCUCUUUAAAUAUUUUACAGAAUUUGGCUUUUGGUCAUCAAUAAGUCCCCACAAAUAUAUGUCCAAGAAUCUUCAAUUCCAACCCUGCUCACCAAAUUUCAAAUGCCAACAUCUCCCUAUCCAAUUACCUAUUUCAUCUUUGGGGUGUAAUCUACUCAAUAAACAGUAUAAGACCAGUGACCAGACCCUUUGCUAACCUGAUAUUUACUUCAAUUUUUCUUUUUCUAUAUGCUGGAGAUUUUUGCUUAUAAACUUGCAGUAAUAGUUCAAAAAUUAAUAGUUUUUGACAUUGGCUUUUCUGAGAAGAGAAAUUGAAAGUGUCACAAAAUUUAACAAAAGAUGAAAUGAAUCAUAUAUAAUUGUCCAUUUUUUCAAUUUUCUAGCAAAUAGAGAAUCGAAGGAUUAUGUUCAAAGAUUAGUAAAAAUUGAAAAUAAACUUGUGCUUAUACUUUGUUGCCAACACACUAGUUAAUUUAACCUGUGACUAGUUAUCUCUACUGAAGGUGGAUGUAUAGUUUCUGGUUUUAAAAUUGAAGCCAACUGGAAAAUAAUCCAUCUAAUUAUGCUUUCUUUCCCAAGAAAUUUUUAAAUGAUAUGCCAGCUUCCUAAUUUGGAGACAAAAGCCUUAAUUGACAAUGCAUUCAUUAUAUAUUUUUUGGUAUAGUUACAGUAUACAAGUUGAGUAUCCCGUAGAUGAGAUGCUUGAGACCAGAAGUGUUUUGGAUUUCAGAUUUAUUUUUGGAUUUUGGAAUAUUUCCAUACACAUAAUGAGAGAGUUGGAAAAUGGGAUUCAAGUCUAAUCGUAAAAUUCACUUAUGUUUGAUAUACACCUUAUCUGAAUAGCCUGAAGGUAAUUUUAUACAAUAUUUUAAAUAAUUUUAUGCCUGAAACAGAGUUUGUGUACAUUGGACCAUCAGAAAGCAGAAGUGUCACUAUUUCAAGUCAGUGCUCAGAAAGUUUCAGAUGUUAAGCUGGUGAUGCAGUUCAUGCCGGUGAUCUGAGUACUUUGGGAAGCCAAGACAGGUGGAUCUCUUGAGCCCAGGAGUUUGAGACCAGCCUGCACAACACAGUGAGACCUCGUUUCUACAAAUAAUUAAAAAAUUAGCCAGGCGUGUUGGCGCACACCUGUAGUCCCAUGUACUCAGGAGGCUGAGGUAGUAGGAUUGUUUGAGACUGGGAGGUUGAGGCUGAACUGAGCCAGGAUCUUGCCACCACAUUCCAGCUUGGGCAACAGAGUGAGACCCUGUCUCAAAAAAAAAAAAA